CAACAGUACACAAUGUUGUAAACAGUUGAUAUAGCCUUUGUACCCGAUAGUCCAAUUACACUUUAUUAAAUCUCUACACGCGAACGGCUGUGAGACUUUUAGGAUUAACUUUUACUUGUCAGUUUUGAUACAUCUUAUUAUAGAUAUUAAAAAUGGGUUGUGGAGGAAGCAAGAGCACUGGUACAGAGAACCAACAGAAGAAAGCAGAUCCUGCCCCUGCUCAACAGCAUAACGAGCAAGCAGAUAACAAGAAUGGAAGCGGUAGUGCCCCCGACAACAAGGGUAGCAGAACAAGUGUCAAAGAUAACAAAGAAGCUGAAAAGAUAGAGGCUAGUGAGGAAAACAAUGAGGAAAAGAAAGAUGAAGAAAAGAAAGUUGAAACUGAAGAAAACAACGAAGAAAAGAAGGAAGAAGGCGAGGCGGGGCAAAAAUCUGAAGAGAAGACAGAGGCAGCAAAAGAAGAACCAGUAAAAAUAGAAUCAGAUGAGACUGAUAAUUCACAAACUGUAGCAGCUGAUUCAGAAGAAACUCCUAAAUCAGAGGAAACAGUUGAAUCAGAUGUAAAAACUGAAACUGCUGAAUCAGCAGCUGAAAAUGUUGAUACAGCUGAGAAAUCUGAAUCAGAUCAAAUUACUGAACCAGAAAAAACUGAAUCUGCUGAGCCAGAAACUGCUCAAAACGAACCAACUGAAUCAGAAACUGCUCAAACUGAAGCAGUUGAACCAGAAACUGCUCAAACUGAAAAUGUAGUAGCUGAAACUGCACAAAAUGAUGCAGCAGCAGAAACAACUGAAACUAAUCCAUCUGAUUCACAAGCUACUGAAACACAACCCAUUGAAACACAAGAUAAUGAAAAUAAAACAGAGGAAACCCCAGCUACAGAAGGAGAAACCUCAGAGGAAACAAAAGCUGAGGAAACAGAAGAAAAGAAAGAAGAAUAGGGACAAUGUUGUUUUAGGAAAGUCUAGCAAUUCUUAUAUUUAUUAUCUUUACAAAAUAUUGAACUGCUGGUUCAGCAUUUAUCAGUCAUUGGAAGGACAUCCAAAAAGCUUUUGAUCACUUUCAAAUUAAGUGAGAGUAAAGCCAAUAAGGGGUGUAACAAUGAAAUUGAUGUAAUGUCGUCACAGCCACAUGACAGUAAAUAAUCUGAGAACAUGACUGAAAUUCGCUCAAUUCAGUUUAGGGAGGUUUUGUAUUUGUACAUCAUUGACUUGUAUAACAGUUGCAAUACAGAUAUAGGGGGUUAGAUUACAAACGGCUUAACAGGUAAUGGUGAAGCCCUCUUCGAUCAACCCUAUAUGGUACCAAACUUGAUGCAAGGGUCAUAAGGCAUCAGUCAUAUCUGUCGACAGUACCGAGCCCUGUAUGGUUCAACCAUGUAGAAUGAAGUACCAGUUUUGAUAUCAGGAAAACAAUGAUAACAGUGCAAUGCAAUAUUUUUCAUGGUGUGUAUUAAAUUGCUUGUUCGCAGUGUCAAUGUUCUAUUUGCCAGAAUUUUGUAAAACUUGUGUUGUAUAUAUUUUUCUAAACGCAAAAAUGGGCAUAUGAUGCCACUCUUAAAGAAACAUAAAUAUUGCUAACUUUACUACGUUUGGCGCUUUUGUGUCUCCUUUACAUGUGGAGGAACGUUGCUUUUUCCAUUUGUCUAGGAGAGCGGGAGUCACAUUGGCUCAACAGUCAGUAUUACUUAGUGACUGCACGAUAUUUUCAUCUGUCUAUUAACGACAACAGUCACUUCUUUGCCGCGCCAAACGUCGCAAUAGCAGCAAUAAUCUUGUAAAUAAGGUCGUUUUUGUAUCGGGAUCAUCUUCCAUUUGUGGUAACAGAUCAGAGGAUAGCAUGAAAAAAAGUUCAUUCCCUUGUUAUGAUUAAAGAUUUGGAAAUAGCGUCUACUGAUAAGUGUAAUUGUAAAAUGUAAUUCUCCCUUAUCAGCGCACUAUCAAGAGGUGUGUAAGUUAUGAUAGCAUUGUCUGGAGAUUGAGUGUUCACAUUAUUCAAGCAUUUCUAGAUAUCUAUUGUACAUAUUGAACUUUCUGAUAUUACGGUCACGUCUUCAUAAAGGACCGAAUGUAUAUAGCUUACCGGCGCCAUCUAUAUUGCUCAGUAGAUCAUCAUCAUAAGAUGGCGCCAUAUGUAUGGUAACGCACAUAGCACGAAUACAUCUAGUGUAAUAAACAAGCGGCCAUAUUAUCAUCGUUCAUACAAAAAUCAUUUAGGUGUCAUCAAAAGUCAUUCAUUUUUAAGAUCUGAUAAGGUGGACUUGAAAAAACUUGAAAAUUACCAAUCAUCCAAUCGCCAUCACUACGUCAUCAAUAAAUAUUAAAAUUAUGAUAUCUGUGAUAAACAUUAUAUAUAUGAAUUAUAUUAUAAAUGUAAAUUACGAGCAUGUAACCACAUAAAUAAAUGAAACCGUCCAAAAUGAAUCUUUUAUAAUAUAUGAUAUACAUUAUCUACCUAAAAUGAUGUCUUGUUGUCUUAUUUCUUCCGUCGUAUUACAUAUUUCAAAAUAUGAUUUUGAUAAAAUCAUGGACUUGAAAAAAUGGAUUGGAAUCUCC
Molecule: messenger RNA, 2555 nt
Organism: Owenia fusiformis
Lineage: Eukaryota; Metazoa; Annelida; Polychaeta; Sabellida; Oweniidae
Source: the annotation of a GenBank genome assembly